Molecule: messenger RNA, 4028 nt
Organism: Leucoraja erinaceus (little skate)
Lineage: Eukaryota; Metazoa; Chordata; Chondrichthyes; Rajiformes; Rajidae
Product: leucine-rich repeat neuronal protein 4-like
Exons: 3
Coding region: 133-1053 (306 amino acids)
Molecular function (GO): protein binding
Source: RefSeq, a predicted model, not a curated record
CUAUAUAAACCGAGCUGAAUUGCAGGGAGCAGGGAGAGUGUGAGACGGAGAAGAAGAGAGAGGAAUAGACGGCGAUACAUCCCGACUGAUAUUUGCCUCCAGGAGUGUUAUUUGACUGCGCUCAGACAAGCAAUGGAAGGGAUACUAACAAAGUUGCAGAGAAGCAGAUUAUCUAUCGGUGUCGACCUGAUGCGAUGCACGGCCGUGUUUGUCCUGCUGCUCAUGUGGAAGGAAGCGGCAUCUGUUCCCCUGAGGCAGGGUCCCAGCGAGCAGCCGGCAGCCUCUCCGGAGCAGCCCGGCGUUAACCAGAGCCGGGGGUGGCCGGGUCUGGUGACCGUAAACUCCAGGACGCCACGGAGAUGGUUAGUCCGCGUCGCAGUGCGAGAGCCGGACUACGAUGGUUCCGAGGAGGAGGAGGAGGAGCCUACAAUGCCCCCCCACCCUCUGCACCCCUUGAAGCAGUGCAACUACGACCGCUGCACCCACAUGCAGGUGCCCUGUGCGGAGUUGCAGAAGGAAAAGCCGUGCCUGUGCCCCGGGAUGGCUAGUCAGUCCAUCGCGCCGGAGCAGCCGAGGGUGGAGCCGGUGACUGGGAUAACGGACCACGAGGCGACUGUGCACUGGUGUGAGCCUCUGUCCAUGGUGAAGAGCUACCAGCUGGUGUACUGGGCGGAGGGCUCUCCAGGCAACACCACCAUCAGCCCCCGCCUCCCCAGCCCCUACCGCGUACACACUUUGGACGGGCUGCUUGCGGGCACCGGUUACGUGGUCUGCGUCCAGGCGAUCAACCCAUCCGGGGCGAGCACCCUGCAAGGCAACGGCAACUGUGUCACCUUCAGCACCACCUCCGUACGCCGCCUGAUCCUCUACCUCGGCAUCAGUGUCUGCACGCUUGUCCUUCUCAGCGUCGCCUGUGUCUCGCUGAAGUGUUACUGUGCCAGGCGCCGCAGUCUCGACUCCUCCUCGCCCACCCCUCCUUCCCCCUCCUCGAUGCCUCUUGGUCUUCGCAACCCCACCUACGAGCAAGACAAGAGCAGCUCGCCGCCGUCCUAGGGUGGUAGUUGGACUUUGAACCCCCCCCCACCAUUCCCCCCCUACCGAGUGAGCCUCCCCUGCUGAAUGCCACCAUUGCUCCUUGGGACAGAGAAGAAGGAUGGGGGGGGGGGGGGUCUGCAACUCAUAUCAUGGAACAAUAUCCUGGACAACCUCAUAUCAAAUGCCAGGAGAAGCCUCCUAGAAGACUGCAGAUCAGAUGGGACCCUGAGAGCAGGCCCUUCGAGCCUCUUCUGUUAUUAUGUAGGAAGGAACUCCAGAUGCCGGCUUACACCGAAGAUAGACAUCAAAUGCUGGAGAGGCCAUUAUUGGGUCAAUUGUGAUCAUGCCUAGCCUUUCGGCUGACUGGUUAGCAUGCAACAAAAGCUUUUCACUCGGUACUAAACUCAACUAAGAUCACGUCAGAACUUCUACCUCAUUGCCCUUACAUAGAAACAUAGAAAAUAGGUGCAGGAAUCGGCCAUUCGGCCCUUCGAGCCUGCACCGCCAUUCAAUAUGAUCAUGGCUGAUCAACCAACUCAAUAUCCUGUACCUGCCUUCUCUCCAUCUUAACUCCUCAAAUAAUCAACAACCUACUGUUUUUUUAACUCUUCUCAGUGACCAAGCCUCGACAAGUCAAGAGAGUCAAGAACAUUUACUUGUCCCAUGUCCCGAAACAAAACAAUGAAAUUCUUACUGGCAGCAGCACAAAAGUCUUCUGGCGUGGAGUGUUCCAGAGGUUCACCACUUUCUAUCUGAAGGUAUUUCCCCUGAACCUCUGACUCCUUGUUCUGAGUCUGUGACCCCUUAGCUGUAGGAAACGUUCUUCAGUCUGAAGAAGGGACUCGACCCGUAACGUCACCCAUUCCUUCUCUCCAGAGAUGCUGCCUGUCCCGCCGAGUUACUCCAGCAUUUUAUGUCUAUCUUCCCUGCAACCAGUCGGUCAAGUCCUAUAAGAAUUUCAAUGCCUUUGCGGUAGAAAGAAAGAAUUGGAGAUGACAAAAAGUUUAAGAAGGAACUGCAGAUGCUGGAAAAUCGAAGGUAGACAAAAAUGCUGGAGAAACUCAGCGGGUGCUGGUUUUCAAAAAAAGGACACAAAGUGCUGGAGUAACUCAGUGGGUCAGGCAGCAUCUCUGGAGAACAUGGAUGGGUGACUUUCGGACUUUCGGGUCGGGACCCUUCUUCAGACUGACACUGGCCUGAAACAGAGGAAUUUCAUCAGUGAAUGGGUGAUGGGUAAUGAAGGUUGUGGAGGCCAAGUCAAUGGAUAAUUUUAAGGCAGAGAUAGAUUUUUGAUUAGUAUGGGGGUCAGGGGUUAUGGGGAGGAGGCAGGAAAAUGGGGUUGAGAGUGAAAGGUAGAUCAGCCAUGAUUGAAUGGCAGAGUAGACUUGAUGGGCCGAAUGGCCAAUUCUGCUCCUAUCACCUAUGAACUUAUGAAUCCUUCCUGCAUGCCUGCUCUCCUAGGGCCCGGUUAUUGCACACAUUCUUAUUUGAUCAGUCAGUCUGUCUGCACCUGAGACAAUCAACAAAGCAGAGGGAAACAAAGUACAACUCGGUGAGCAAGAGCGUGGCUUAGAAGUGUGGAAGCUGGCAUCUGACGGCAUGUCUGGCGUGUGUGUUUAUGUGUGAUGUGUUCCAUAUUCACCCUGACUCAUAGGCUGCUGCUGAAAAUGUUGGCCAAAUUUCAAAAUCGGCCAAAGUUGUGGAAAAUUGACAUUGGCCGACAUGAAUUGUGAUCAUUUGCAACAGUCAGCAAGUAUAUACAGGGAAGAUGGAUUGAGCUGCAUCAGUACUUUUUUUACAGUUUAGAAAUUCCACACCAGACAGAAACAGAGGUCAAGAUUGAACCCAGGACCCUGGCGCUGUGAACAGCAGCUCUAGCAGCCGCUCCAUGCUGUGCCGUCUUUGCUUUGUUUUGUUUAGAUCAGGGAUACAGCGCGGAAACAGGCCGUUCAGGCCACCAAGUCCAUGCUGACCAGCAACCCCCGCACAUUAACACUGUCCUACAUAUACUGGGACAGUUUAUAGAAACAUAGAAAAUAGGUGCAGGAGUUUGCCAUUCGGCCCUUCGAACCAGCACCGCCAUUGGCUGAUCAUCCAAAAUCAGUACCCUGUUCCUGCUUUUUCCCCAUAUCCCUUGAUUCCGUUAGCCCUAAGAACUAAAUCUAACUCUCUCUUGAAAACAUUCAGUGAAUUGGCAUCCACUGCCUUCUGUGGCAGAGAAUUCCAGAUUCACAACUCUCUGGGUGAAAUGGUUUGUCCUCAUCUCAGUCAUAAAUUGGCCUCCCCCUUAUUCUUAAACUGUGACACCUGGUUCUGGACUCCCCCAACAUCAGGAACAUUUUUCCUGCAUCUAGCCUGUCCAAUACCUUUAUAAUUUUAUAUGUUUCUCGAAGAUUGCCUCUCAUCCUUCUAAAUUCCAGUGAAUACAAGCCCAGUCGACCCAUUCUUUCAUCAUAUGUUAGUCCCGCCAACCCGGGAAUUAACCUGGUGAAAUCACGCUGCACUCCUUCAAUAGCAAUAAUGUCCUUCCUCAAAUUAGGAGACCAAAACUGCACACAAUACUGCAGGUGCUGUCUCACCAGGGCCCUGUCCAACUGCAGUAGGACCUCCAUGCUCCUAAACUCAAAUCCUCUCGCAAUGAAGGCCAACUUGCCAUUAGCUUUCUUCAGUUGAGGUGGUGAUAGGGGUGGAAUAAAGAGAUCUAUUGAGUCCCUCCAUGUAAUUCUCAGAACAGUCGUGUCAAGAAUCAUGUUAUCACUCUAUAGGGACAGAACUGGAACCUGUCGGAUCUCGGCGGAGGCAGUUAGUUUAAUCUGCAAUGCACUGUUAGCAAGAAUGGAUGCAAUGGGCCAAAUUGGCCUCUAAUUUAAAUUACAAUGAUCUCUCAGUACAUAUAUAUUAUUGUUUGUAAUUAUUGUAUGAUCUGGAAAUGAUAUUGAUUCCUAAUUGAUCUUUUUGUACCGUUUCAAUGAAAUAAAACAUAUUUUUGUGUA